Ciona intestinalis (vase tunicate) is the source of this 661-nucleotide messenger RNA. Its product is annotated as cysteine desulfurase. Gene Ontology annotation, molecular function: pyridoxal phosphate binding; cysteine desulfurase activity. Lineage: Eukaryota; Metazoa; Chordata; Ascidiacea; Phlebobranchia; Cionidae. Gene Ontology annotation, cellular component: mitochondrion; nucleus; cytosol. The record is from RefSeq and is a predicted model, not a curated record. Gene Ontology annotation, biological process: [2Fe-2S] cluster assembly.
AGAAAUACAAUAUUAUAUAUUUCUCAAAACAAAACCACAUGAGUUAAAAGUUCGCAGCAAAACUAAAAUGAUUCGAUCAUCGCAAAAAGUUAUUUCAGUCGUUCGAUCUCGAAGUUUUUCAACUAGUUUGUUACGUCAUAAAGAGCGCAGCGUCGCGCAGGCAACUAUAGACAAAGGCCACACAGAAUGGAACGAAAAGCUUCGACCUUUGUACAUGGAUGCACAAGCCACCACCCCCCUUGACCCUAGAGUAUUGGACAAAGUGAUGAGUUACUACGUUAGUUAUUACGGCAACCCACACAGCAGGACACAUGCAUACGGAUGGCAGGCGGAAGAUGCGGUUGAAGUUGCUAGGCAACAAGUUGCUGACGUCAUCAAUGCUGAUCCUCGUGAAAUCAUCUUCACUAGUGGCGCCACAGAGUCGAACAACCUCGCAGUGAAGGGGGUUGGAAGAUUUUACUCACAGAAGAAGAAACACAUAAUCACGACACAGAUCGAACAUAAAUGUGUCCUUGAUUCAUGCCGAGCGCUCGAGAACGAGGGGUUCAAAGUAACUUACCUCCCCGUCAAGCCAAACGGCAUCGUUGAUCUGAAAGUCCUCGAGGAAUCGUUUCAACCCGACACUUCAUUAGUUUCGAUCAUCUUCGUCAAUAAUGAGAUC